Sceloporus undulatus (fence lizard) is the source of this 2222-nucleotide messenger RNA. RefSeq names its product GTPase IMAP family member 1-like. The record is from RefSeq and is a predicted model, not a curated record. The transcript is spliced from 3 exons. Bases 1 to 1029 code for a protein of 342 amino acids. Gene Ontology annotation, molecular function: GTP binding. NCBI's taxonomy places the organism in Eukaryota, Metazoa, Chordata, Lepidosauria, Squamata, Phrynosomatidae.
AUGCCUUUGAGUUGCGUUUGGGGGGCAAGGCAAGGCAAGGCAAGGCUGGGAGGCAGGGCUGCUGGGCAGCCAGCCAAGGAGAAGGGCCCGAGCCCCGAGCAGCCCAGCCAGCCCCUCUGCCUGGCCCUCGGGGCCCGUGGUCGGAGAGCCAGGGCUGCUGGGAGGUACAAGGCCCUCGCCCGCGGCGCCUGCCAGUGCCUGGUUCUUUCCGCUCGCCGCCAGAGGAAAGAAGAUGCCCAGCGGCAGCCCAGCCGACGGCGCCUGAUCCUGGUUGGCAAGACCGGCGGUGGGAAGAGCGCGACGGGGAACACGAUCCUCGGCCGGAGGGAGUUUGAGUCCGUCCUGGCACCAAGGACCACCACCUUGAAGUCCCAAAAAGGGAAAGGAAGGUGGAAGGACUGGGACAUUUCUGUGAUUGACACGCCAGCCAUUUUUGAUGGCGAUGUCUCCAGGGAGAUCCUGGUCCCUGAGAUCAGGCGCUGCGUUGCGCUCUCCAGUCCUGGCCCUCAUGCCUUGGUCUUUGUCACCCAAGUCGGACGCUUCACCGCAGAAGACAAAGCGGCGGCCAAACAAGUCCUGGCUGUGUUUGGGGAGGAGGCUUCUGGGUACAUGGUGGUUCUCUUCACCCGCAAAGAGGAUUUAGCCGGGGGUCCCUUGGAGGACUACAUCUGGGGCUCAGACAAUGAAGGUCUCCAGGGGCUGAUUCGGAAGUGCGGGGGGCGCUUCCUUGCCUUCAGUAACAAGGCAGAUGGGAUGGAAAGGGAGAGGCAGGUCUCUGAGCUGAUGGAAAUUGUCCAGGGAAUACUCCAGGAGAAUCAGGGGAGGCAUUACUCCAAUGAGCUCUACUUGGAGCAUGACUUAACGGAUGGAAAGAUCCAGUCUUUCAUGGCAGAGAAUGGAGGAGGCAGGAGAAAGGCAGCAGGAGGCUGGGUCUGGAAUACAACAUGCAAGAUAUUGGUGGGUGCUGCUGUUGCUGCUGGUGGCAUUGGUUUUGUUUGGCUAAUGAUUCAUCUGUUUAAUCAAAAAUAAUCAAGCAGUUUUUCUUCCUGCAGAAACAGCUCCGUUUCUCCCCAAACAUCUUGGGAUUUAGGUGCACCGGCAGCUGCAGCAACAACACCAGAAAGGCCUUAAGCAUGGAAUUUGGAGUGUGUCCUUUGGAUAUUUAAGCUCUCAACCAGGGCAUCCUGGGUCUUUUUCUGGGUGCCUCUGAGAUGUAGUGAACCUAUCUCUAUAACAAGAUAACUUGUCUGUAUACUAACAAUGUGUCCUCCAUCACCAGAGCCUAAUAUCUUCAUGUUAUUCUACUCUCCAAAAUUGUAACUCUUUCUGUGAAGGUAUACCACCUUCAUCUUUUACUAAAACCUUUUCGACAGAUAUCUUCCAUAUUCCAUCAAAAUCAUUCCUUUUCAUUAUACCUUUGUUUAGGGCCUUAAUUUCCCAUGUUAUCUUAUCAUGAAUUGCCAUUUGACAUCCUUCUUUGUACCAAUUUCGUAUUUGAAGAUCUCCUUGAACUUUCCUUCCUGUAUUUCUUAUAGUUCUCCGUGUUGAAAUUGAUUUUGUUAGUUUUGGCCUAUCUUCCUAAUGGUCAUUUUGAAUUUUGCAUCCUUUCCUUUUUCAUCCGUUAAUAAUUAAACUAUGAUUAAGAAAAAGUUGUUUAGAUAAAGGUGUAAAGAAUUGUAGUUUGAAAGCAGAAUAAAUUAAUGGAUCACAUUUAGCAAGAAUAAGUGUUGAACUAGUUAGAUAGGAAGUAUUGCAUUAUGGAUGGAGGAGUAGAAGGAUGAAUGUGUAUUAAAUUGAGAUAGAAGUUUGAGAUGAGAAAGACGUUGGGAGGGUGAAAUGGAGAGAUGGAGAAGAAAGUUAUUUAGUAAGUGAAGGCGGUUGGAGUAAGAGAUCCGUUUGGAAGAAUAGUGAGGAGUUGGAUGGAAACCAAGGAGAAGCAAAGGGAAGAGAAGUAAACAAAGGUGGUUAAUCAAGGAGAGGAUAGAGAGACGGAAGACAGAAGUUGGACAGUGUGCUGAAUUCAAACAUUGCAAUGAGGAUUUUAUGAUAACUAGUCAAUUUGAAUAAUUAAAAAUUGAUAGGUUCUAAGUGAAGUAUUGAUUUGUAAUCAAGUAAGAGGAUUGUGUAUAUUUGCUUGUCUUUGUCUUUCUUAUUUGACAAAAACUGAAAAGAAGUUUUUGUUUUUGAGUUGUGUAUAUUAAUAACUGUUUAAUAAAAAUAAA